Larimichthys crocea (large yellow croaker) is the source of this 1269-nucleotide messenger RNA. It is a transcript of the gene or55e1, whose product is annotated as odorant receptor, family 55, subfamily E, member 1. NCBI's taxonomy places the organism in Eukaryota, Metazoa, Chordata, Actinopteri, Sciaenidae. The record is from RefSeq and is marked provisional. Gene Ontology annotation, molecular function: olfactory receptor activity; G protein-coupled receptor activity. Gene Ontology annotation, cellular component: plasma membrane. Gene Ontology annotation, biological process: G protein-coupled receptor signaling pathway.
AAGACCGACUGACGAAGCUCAGCAGAAAACAUGUGAUGACAACAAGAACAUCAACAACAAAACGAUCUGUAUGGCUGGAUGAGAGCAGACACGUGUUGAUGUUCCAGUUCAGGUGAAGCCGGCACCAUGUUGGAGGCGUGGAACUUCUCCCACAGCACCUUCGUGUUCAGAGGUUUCCCGGCGCUGCAGGAACACCGUCGGCUGCUGGCGCUGCCGUUCACCGCUUCUUACCUGUCGGUGCUGCUGGGAAACUCGUUGUUGUUGUACGUGAUCUGCAGUGUGGAGAGUCUGCACAGCCCCAUGUACCUCCUCAUCUGCAUGCUGUGCGUCAUCGACAUUCUCGUGGUGACCGCCAUCAUCCCCAACAUGCUCCUUGGCCUCCUGUUCGACUGGGACGAGAUCUCAUUGGCUGGGUGCCUGACUCAGAUGUUCUUCACUCACUUCCUGUCCUCUUUGGAGUCCACGCUGCUGCUGGUGAUGGCGCUGGACCGCUACGUGGCCAUCUGCCACCCGCUGCGCUACACCGAAAUCGUGGACUCGUCUUUGUUCAUGAAGCUGCUGCUGUUCACGCUGCUCCGCAGCGGCUCCAUCAUGGGCACGCUGGUCGGUUUGGCGGAUUCGCUGCGGUUCUGCAGCUCCAACCUGAUCCAGCACUGCUACUGUGACCACAUGGCGCUGGUCAGCCUGGCGUGCGACAGCACGGAGAAGAACACCGCGGCGGGCCUCGCCGUGAUCAUCUGCUUCGUGGGCGUGGACAUACCGCUCAUCUUCUUCUCCUACAUGAAGAUCCUGAGCGCCGUGCUGCGAGCGACGGCCCCCGACGAGGACCGCUGGAAGGCGUUUCACACCUGUGGCACUCACCUGAUCAUCAUGAUGUGUUUCUACCUGGUGGGCAGCGUCACAUUUCUCUCUCACAACCUGAACAUACCCAUACCGACGGACGUCAACACCUUCAUGGGACUCAUGUACAUCCUGUUCCCAGCAACAGUCAACCCGAUCAUCUACGGCGUUCGGACUAAAGAAAUACGAAAUGGCUUCUUCAGGAUUUUCAAGCUCAGAGUGCAGACUGUGAUGACAGUGAAGGUUGCUCCGGCGGGAAAAAGACAAAUGUGACGUUUGUUUCUCCAGGUCAAAGAUUUAGCUUCAAACAUUCAUGUGAAUCUCUCUGACUGACCUGAGGUGGCGCUAGAAGAAAGGCCCUAAAGGGUUCAUCCUCUGGACAGCAGGACCUUCAGUUAGUAGGUCAAUAAAGAAAGAAGACGUGUUUAA